AUGGCUGCCCAAGCUUUACACCCGGAUGCAGAGGAUAAGCAUGGCUCUCACUCAGUGGUCGAGUCAUCUCAACCUAGUACCCGUUUUUCGUUUUUUCGGUCAAUUCCCUUUCAGAUCGCUAUUGCUAGCGCCGUUUCUUUCACUGCUCCAGGCAUGUGGGAUGCCCUGAACAACCUGGGAGCAGGUGGUGCAGCAGAACCGUAUGCUGUGUCGGCGGCAAAUGCUCUGGUCUAUGGAUUGUUCGCGAUCGUGUGUGUCGCAGCGGGAGCUAUCAACAACCGCAUCGGCCUCCGUUAUGGUCUAACACUCGGAGCUAUUGGUUACCCCAUCUAUGGUGCUGGCCUUUACACAAACAACAAUUCGGCCAACACGUGGUUCAUGCUCUUCGGCAGUGCUCUUUGUGGUAUCUCUGCUGGUUUCUUCUGGGCAGCAGAGGCUGCAAUUAUUAUUGGAUACCCUAGCCCUCACGAGCGUGCAUUUUACCUUGCCAUCUGGCAAACCGCAAAGGCCGCCGGGCCAAUUGUGGGAGGUGCAAUCAACUUGGGCCUCAAUGCACAGACUUCUACCUCAGGAUCCGUCAGCUCCAGUACUUACAUCGUGUUCAUUGUCAUCAUGUGCCUUGGACUUCCUAUCGCGCUCUUUCUCAGUCCAGCUGAGAAGGUGCAGCGCAAGGACCGAACUUUGGUGCUUGUGCAUAAGCAAGCCUCCUGGGCUGCUGAAUUCAAGGCAGCUAUUUCGUUGAUUGCUAGUCGUCGCGUCCUGCUUCUCCUUCCCGCCUUUUUCAUCAGCUACUUCUACAAUGGCUUCCUCAGCACGUGGCUCACCACCUACUUCACCGUUCGAGCUCGCGCAUUCUCCUCCUUCUUCACCAACUUCGCCGGCAUUGCCUCGUCAUUUAUCAUUGCUGGUCUCCUCGAUCGGCAAGGUAUUCACAUCAAGACCCGCGCCAAGAUUGCCUUCAUUUCUAUCGUGGUCCUUCUGACGGGCACCUGGAUUUGGGCUUCUAUUCUCCAAAAUCAAUUCUACAAUGCUCCCGAGUCCCCCGUUUUUGACUGGUUCAAGGGUGGGUUCGGAAAGUCAUACGCUCUCGUCUUCUUCUGGACCUUCGGCGGCCAGGCAUUUCAACAGUUCCUUUACUGGCUCAUUGGUCAAUACAGUACCGAUAUCUCGUCGCUGUCCUAUCACUGUGGUAUUCUCAGAGGGUUCGAGGCUCUGGGUCAAACCGUUGCCUGGGCCAUGCAGUCGGAAGGUGGUGCCAAUCACUUUGUCAGCAUUGGCCUCAACUUCGGAAUUACCCUUCUCAGCGUUAUUCCAACUUGGAUCGUUUUGUCUGAGCUUGAACACAGCCAUGAGGUUCAAGUAAGCGCAGACUAUGUAACAUCCAAGAUCCAAGAUGAGACACAAGCUUGA
Penicillium canariense is the source of this 1410-nucleotide messenger RNA. RefSeq lists its product as uncharacterized. The record is from RefSeq and is a predicted model, not a curated record. Gene Ontology annotation, biological process: transmembrane transport. Gene Ontology annotation, molecular function: transmembrane transporter activity. The coding region runs from base 1 to 1410 and encodes 469 amino acids. The transcript is spliced from 2 exons. Lineage: Eukaryota; Fungi; Ascomycota; Eurotiomycetes; Eurotiales; Aspergillaceae.